CAUCUACAUAGCUUUUGCUGAUGCUUUACUGACGCGUCAACCAAAUGGGACAAGUUCUGUGAACUGCUUUACAUUCUCUACGCAAUUAUAACAACUAUAAUCUAGAUAGAGUGUGAGAGAAACAAAAAUGGAGACUAGCACCUUUGAUCAGUCUACUGGAGGAGGAGGAGAAGGAACAUCAGUAGUGAUGCAACAGGAACAAGAACGGAUUCCGCAACAACAAAUGAUGCCACCAGUAUUAGCUGAGAAAAAGAAACCAAUGAAAGUUUUGGUAGCUAUUGAUGAUAGUGAAGGAAGCUUCUAUGCUUUAAAGUGGGCUCUUGAUAAUUUAUUUAUCUUUGGUGCUGCUUUUUCAACCGAACCUGAUCAAAAUCAAAAUUUCGGAAUGUUAUAUCUUCUUAAUGUUCAGCAACCUUUCCAACACUACAUCUUUCCUGCUGGCCCUGCCGUGUAUGCAACCACAUCAGUGAUAGAAUCGGUAAGGAAAUCACAAGAACAGAACUCUACCAUGUUGUUGUCUCGUGCAUUACAAAUUUGCAAACAAAGGCUGGUAAAAGUGGAAACAUUGAUGAUGGAAGGAGAUCCAAAGGACAUGGUAUGUCAAGCAGCUGAGCAGAUGCAUGUUGAUCUUGUUGUUGUUGGUAGCCGUGGUCUUGGAAAAAUUAAGAGGGCGUUUCUUGGGAGUGUUAGUGACUACUGUGCUCAUCAUGCCAAGUGCCCUAUCCUCAUUGUCAAACCACCGCAGUGAUGAUAAGAUAAUUCAGCAAAUAAUUAGAGUUAACUUCUGAUGCAGUUUCACAAGGACUCUAUGUGCUAGUGAUGUACUAUUAAUAUUACUACUAAUAGAAUAUAUAUAAUAAGGGACUUAAUAAGUCUUCUUGUGGGGUUUUUCCUUGUAAAUGACUGGUUUAAGUUUAGCUGUGAAGCCCUUUUUAA
Messenger RNA from Papaver somniferum (opium poppy), 936 nucleotides. Its product is annotated as universal stress protein A-like protein. The record is from RefSeq and is a predicted model, not a curated record. Lineage: Eukaryota; Viridiplantae; Streptophyta; Magnoliopsida; Ranunculales; Papaveraceae. The coding region runs from base 128 to 748 and encodes 206 amino acids. The transcript has 4 exons.